GCUGGAAGCACCUGCUGCUGUAUCUUUGCUUCACACGAAACACGCACCCAGUGCGGCGAGUAGUCAAUUGGGGAGAGGGGAGAAGGUGAUAGUAGUCAGUAGCUUUUUUGCCUCCCCUCACGGCCCCAAAAAUUCACCCCUCCGAGAGAGAGAGAGAAAGAGAAAUGGUUGUCCGUGUCGAAAAGACGGCGUGUAAGAAGAUAGUGCUGUUCAAUCUAAUCUCCAGCAACCGAGGGAGCGUUAAACAUGGAAGAAAAAGGUAUAAAAUUGCCCUGUCUCGUUGGCGGAGGGUGUCAUUUUUGGGUGUGCAGCUGGAAAGGUCGUGCCAAGGCCUACUUUUAAUGGAAGUGCAUUGAACUGAGCUGUAGUGAGUCCUACUUGUGUAGCGUUUAGCGCCGCCUUGCGGAAAACAUGUUUCGUUUGGUUGUGGUGAUCCUGUUCGGAUCUGCGUGUGCAAUAAGCUGCACGAAAACGGUCCCACUAGAUUUCUGCUCGGAGUAUGAAGUGCUACACACGAAUCCACCCUGCUGCGAGUCAACCUGCGACUACGAAUGCUGCCGUACCCUGUGUCCGCAGAUGCUCGUGUACGAACCGACCUGUGUGUGCAUAGAAGGAUAUGUUCGAUACAACGGGGAGUGUAUCCCAAAGACGGAGUGUCCGUCUCAAUCAUCAACUGUACCGCCGUGCGUAACGCCGACGAUGCCACCACCAUGCAAAACGACCAAAGCAACAGCAGCACCGUGUGUUACUACCACUCCAAAACCAUCACCACCACCACCACGCUGCAAUACAACGACUUCGGUGCAUUGUACACAGCCUACUAAACCUCCGUACUAUGCUACUACCAAACCGCCAUGCCCAAAUCCUCCCAUGCUACCGUACGUACUGACGACUCCCAAGCAGUACGGCUACACGCCUCCAUCUCGCCCAUCCAAUCCGCCCUCGGGCACAUAUGCUCCCCCUCCGUAUCAAGAGUUUCCUCCUCCCUAUCACUACCAAAACGUUCCACUGUACCGGCCGAAUCCUCCGUGCAUGACGACCGCCCCUGCUACGAAACCUCCCUGCACAACACCCCCCACCACCCAGCCACCGUGCACAACGACACCGAAACCCUGUCCAACGACCACAAAAGCACCACCCUGUCCGACAACGACCACCACCACACCACCACCGUGUCCGACGACGACGCCUCCAACACCUUGUCCUACAACUGCCGCACCCUGUACGAAACCACCAGUGUCUUGUGCCGCCUGCGAGGAGCUCGUGUUUAUGCAGCCCUGCUGCGAACCGACGUGCGAUUACGACUGUGCCGAUAAUAGCGCCUGUCCGCUGCUGCUGGUCGAGCAUCCGACGUGUGCAUGCCGGCCAGGAACGGUGCGCUACCAAGGCCACUGUAUAGAACCUUCCGCGUGCCCGAAAAGUACGUCCCGCUAUCGGCUGUACGUACCGCUGGCGGCGCACUGUCUAAAGUGUGGUAAAUGAACGAGUGGGGGGAGAGGGAUUAGUGAUGCUAGAGUGAUUGUUCGAAGUACACUGAUUAGUAAUAUAAGGCGCUAUAAGUUGGUUUCUGCAUGUGAAGGUUACGUUUAUUUUUGAUAAAUAAAAACUGAAAACGAUUUUUGUACACUAUUUCGCUGUGCGAGAGUUCUUGUUCUUUUUAAGGACCUUUGACUUAUUCAAAAAUACAUGCAAGUUCGAUGAGACUAAUUUUUAAGCACAAUUUGGAAUAGCGAGAGUGUUAUAAGCAGACAUUCUUGGAUGGGAUACGAUUCCAUGUCCAGAGCAGAAGGAGUUGGUAAGUCUAUAACCAUCGGAUCAUCCGGCCUACCGAUCCAAUCCAUUGACCGAUCUCGGUCUUAAUGGCAGACGCCUCCACGUCAUCUUACCAAAUCAUCUAGAGCCUACCAUGCCCCUUCUGUCCUUUUGAGCAGUUCACUGGAUGAGCUUGACAGUAGCAUCUCCUUCUCGAAUAAGACUAUAUCAGAUUUAGAUAAUAUCCAUGUCUCAGAGGUGUAUGUGAGUAAUGAUACUAUAAACAUACCACCUUCAAACAUCGGGACAUGUUCGUUAAAGAGAACUGCUUCUCCAAACCAUAGAAUGACCGGUUGAGGACCUGUAUUCUUGGCGCUGCAACUCAGUUUCCAUACUAUUGUCGGUGCUGACCUUCGACCCAAAAACGCUGAAAUCCUGGACUUCUUCUAAAAUGCGUAACGACCUCUCCCUCACCUGUACGUAGGUAUGAGUUUGUUUAUAGGGCCACUGGUACUCCCUCCAAAUUCAAGCAUGUCCGUGAUGAGCUCAACCCUCGUAUGGACUGAACAUCCCAACCCUGCAUUCGGUAUCCAAUCUAGCCCAUUAAUGACUGAGGCAGGACUAGAGCAACUACAGUUGUCGCGUCAUAUAAGAUGAAGAAUGUGAAACACAUGUAUCCAAAACUAGGACCUCAGUCUAACUUGAUGUAAAAGACAAAUCAAGCGCCUUGUAUAUCGGCUCCAAAUAACACACUACUAAGCUACUAUUAACUUCUGUUUUACCUAGUAGAACGACACAUAACCACAUGACCAAUGCAAUUUUCAAGAGAAUGGAUUACCAAGAAUGAACGAAAUCGAAGUACACCAUGACUUAAUGAUCGAUCCGAGGUCGCAUGCUUAGCUCACGCGUAGUGUUACGUCUCCAUCGAUUCAAUGUUUGAACUAAAACACUACAGAACUAGGGCACUGUGGCGUUGCUUUUGUAGCACCACUAUAUGGUAGAACAUUCUUACCGGGGAAAAUCAGCACAGCUGUGCACAUGUUUCACUUGUUAAUGGCGCUUAUCCACC
This is a messenger RNA of Anopheles merus, 2821 nucleotides long. RefSeq names its product salivary glue protein Sgs-3-like. The record is from RefSeq and is a predicted model, not a curated record. The transcript has 3 exons. NCBI's taxonomy places the organism in Eukaryota, Metazoa, Arthropoda, Insecta, Diptera, Culicidae. Bases 412 to 1482 code for a protein of 356 amino acids.